Candoia aspera is the source of this 1227-nucleotide messenger RNA. Its product is annotated as uricase-like. The transcript has 8 exons. Gene Ontology annotation, cellular component: peroxisome. Gene Ontology annotation, biological process: urate catabolic process; purine nucleobase catabolic process. Lineage: Eukaryota; Metazoa; Chordata; Lepidosauria; Squamata; Candoiidae. The record is from RefSeq and is a predicted model, not a curated record. Gene Ontology annotation, molecular function: urate oxidase activity. The coding region runs from base 1 to 1227 and encodes 408 amino acids.
AUGGAGAACGGUGAUAAAUUGUGUAUACAAAUGAAAUCGGUUGAUGUCUUGAUAUUUGAAAAGGACAUACAAGCGUUAAACCAGAAGAGUGAUUGGGAUAAUCUUUUGUUCCUGGAUUUACAAAAGAGAUGUGUUAAAGUUUUGAAGGAUCUGCUGAGAGGAGACAAACAGAAGAUUAAAAGAAAUCAAGUUCGAGAACAUUAUUUGAAGGGAUUAAAAGCCAAGAUUGUCAAAAGGUGGGUUUGUGUAUGUGUAUUUUCUUUAUUGCAGCCUAAGAAUGUAGAAUAUGUGAAUUCUGAAUAUGGAAAGAAUGCAGUGAGAAUCCUAUAUGUUAGACGAGAAGGCAAGAUACACCGCAUUAAAGAACUGGCAAUCUCUGUACAUAUAAGACUCAACACUGUGAAUGAAUACUUCAAUGCUGACAACUCCAGAGUCAUCCCUACAGACACCAUAAAGAAUACAGUUCAAGCGUUGGCCAAAUGCCGUGGGAUCAGAACAAUAGAGGAGUUUGGGCUUGAUAUCUGCAAUCAGUUCAUUAAAACUUUUUGCCACGUCGUGUACUGCAAUGCCUUUAUCCAAGAGGUUCCAUGGCAGCGUCUAGAAAAGGACUGUACUCCCCAUGCCCAUGCUUUUCUCUACAGCUCUGAAGGAAUUCGAUUUUGUGAAGUGGAACAGACUCAGGACAGCACUCCAAUUGUUUUUUCUGGCAUUAAGGAUCUAAAACUUAUGAAAACAACCCAGUCUGGAUUUCAGGGUUUCCUUAAAGAAAAAUACACCACACUUCCAGAAAGAAUAGAUAGAGUGCUGUCGGUAGAAACACUCAUCAAGUGGUGCUACGGUGAAUGCUUAGAUGGCCUGGAUUAUGACUGCAUAUGGAGAAGUGCCCACGAAAGUGUCCUUGAUGCUUUUGCUGGGCCACCGGAAACAGGCCAUUACUCACCAUCUUACCAGAAGACAGUCAACUGCAUUCAGACAUUAAUUCUGGAAAGAAUUCCGCAGAUUGAAGAGGUGGAAGUGAUCUUGUCUAACAUCCACUAUUCAGUGACAAAUUUAGAAAAACUGGGAUUAAGCAAUGACAAGGAGAUUUUUACACCUCAGGAGACACCCUUUGGUGCUUGUGCAUCUACACUACGUAGGAAGGACUGUUCAAAGAGACUGCGUCAGAUGCCAGUAGACUGCAAACCCCGUUGCUCUUUUGAAUGGAAGUUUAGCCGUGGAUUACACUGA